Cheilinus undulatus (humphead wrasse) is the source of this 4136-nucleotide messenger RNA. It is a transcript of the gene amotl2a, whose product is annotated as angiomotin like 2a. Gene Ontology annotation, biological process: establishment of cell polarity involved in ameboidal cell migration; regulation of cell migration; angiogenesis. Bases 288 to 2393 code for a protein of 701 amino acids. Gene Ontology annotation, cellular component: bicellular tight junction; plasma membrane; cytoplasmic vesicle. NCBI's taxonomy places the organism in Eukaryota, Metazoa, Chordata, Actinopteri, Labriformes, Labridae. The record is from RefSeq and is a predicted model, not a curated record. The transcript has 11 exons.
ACAAUCAGCUCUCAGUUAUUUAUUGGUGCAGCUCGCGCUCCGCUCGGCUCAGUCUGCUGCUGGCUGUCCGCGCGCGCACACACACGGAGGUUUACAUGGAGGAGAGAGGAGCAGGGAGAAACACGGGGCGAUUGUGGACUACACCGUUGAUAUAAACGCAGAAAACGGAGAGAAAUCACUCCAAGCUACGUUUGUUGUUGUGUCUGUAAUGACCGGAGUUUAUUUUGGUUUCUUUCUCGUGAAACUCCCAAGCUGCCUUUUCUUUGAUUAAAGUCCAGUUUACGGAAAUGAGAACUGCUGAGGAGUCCUCAGGAACGGUCCUGCACCGUCUCAUUCAGGAGCAGCUCCGCUACGGGAAUCUGACAGACACGCGCACUCUCCUGGCCAUCCAGCAGCAGGCUCUGCGUGGAGGCAGUAGCAGCAGUGGUGGGGGCGCGGGGAGUCCCCGCUCCUCUUUAGAGAGCCUGACUCAGGACGAUUCUCAGUACAUGCAGAUGUCCACGCGACAGGAGCCUCAGGGCCAGGAGCACCAGGCGGACGGCCUGCUCUCUGAGGGCCAGGUGUGCCAUCUGUACCAGCUCCAUGGAGAGGAGCUGCCCACAUACGAGGAGGCUAAAGCUCACUCACAGUACCUGAUCUCCCAGCAGGCCGAGCAGCAGGCAUCCAGCAUGGACAUAAUGGGGGGACAGAGUGAGGGGCAGUGGGAUCUGAAGAGGGAGCAUGCUCGCUCCCUCAGUGAGAGGCUUUUGCAGCUUUCUCUGGAGAGGAAUGGAGGUAGACACAGUACGGCUAUGAGCUCCUCACACAGCUACCCACAGCUGUACAACAACAACGUCACAAACCCUGUUGCUCAUGAAGGUUCUCAGCAGAGUGUGGACCAGCGAAGGCCCCCUCCAGACUAUCCUCUCUUUGCCAGACUUCCUGGAUAUAUGCUGAGUCACUCGCAGGAGCAUGUUCAGUACUACAGAGAACCUCCUCCACCUUUCUACGCUCAGCAUCACAGCAGGUAUGUGUCUGCUCAGUCCCAGGUGGCUCACAACAACAGCAACACAAUCACAACCCCCAGCAGUAACUCAACUCAGACAGACAUGUUGAUGCGGGAGAAUGAGAGGCUCAGGAAGGAGUUAGAGGUCUACACUGAGAAGGCUGCUCGGCUGCAGAAGCUGGAGCUGGAGAUUCAAAGGAUUUCUGAAGCAUAUGAGACUCUGAUGAAAGGAUCUGCAAAGCGGGAAACUCUGGAGAAAACAAUGAGGAAUAAGCUAGAGGCUGAGAUUAAGAGGAUGCACGACUUUAACAGAGACCUCAGAGAACAACUUGACACAGCAACCAGACAGCGAGCAGCCAAGGAGGCAGAGUGUUCAGACCAGAGACAGCACGUCUUUGUUAAGCUGCUUGAGCAAAAUGAGGAGCAGCAGAGGGAGCGUGAGCAGCUGGAGCGUCAGAUACAGCACCUGCGCGUCUCAGGAGAGGAGUGCCAGAGGAGAGGGGAGAUUCUCGAGCAGGCUCUGGCCACAACUCAGGCCAGAAACAGGCAGCUGGAGGAGGAACUGCAGAGGAAGAGAGCGUAUGUGGAGAAAGUGGAGCGGCUGCAGAGCGCGCUGGCUCAGCUGCAGGCCGCGUGCGAGAAGAGGGAAGCGCUGGAGCUGCGGCUGCGCACGCGACUGGAGCAGGAGCUGAAAAGCCUCAGAGCACAACAGUCUCAGAACCAAGCAGCAGACUCCUCAGCCUCAGAGCUGAGCUUGUCCACGUUGCAGCAGCAGCUGAGGGAGAAAGAGGAGCGUAUUCUGGCUCUGGAGGCAGACAUCACCAAGUGGGAGCAGAAGUAUCUUGAGGAGAGCACUAUGAGGCAGUUUGCAAUGGAUGCAGCUGCUACUGCGGCAGCACAGAGGGAUACAACCAUCAUCAAUCAUUCACCUCGACAUUCACCAAACAGCAGUUUCAAUGAAGACUUGCCUCAGAGACAUCAAGAGAUGGAGAAAAGGAUCCGCGCUCUCCACGCUCAGCUCCUGGAGAAGGAUGCUGUGAUCAAAGUCCUCCAGCAGCGCUCCAAAUGGGAGCAGGGCAAGCUCCGUCUUGCCAGGUCCGUCCCCUCCAUCAACACUGCAACCAGCAGCACGGAGACUAAAGGAAAGAGCCUCUCAGAUGACCAGACAGGCGCUGCUGUGCUGCAUAUCCAAUCGCUGGUGGUGCCCAAGGCCCCGAGCCGAGACUCCAGCACCCAGAGUGAUGAGGCUCAACUGGAGCCUGAAUCCACAACAGAGCCUUGCAAGCUAAAGACGCCUGAGGUGAUCUCAGCAUCAAUAACUGACGCCUCGGAGGAGCCAAAGGCAGCACUCAAGACAUUCAAGAGCAUCAACGGCUCAGACGCAGAGGUGGUCGAAAUCCUCAUUUGAGCGCUCUUUGCAGCUGAUAUGACUGAGCGAUGACAGAGACACUUGGCCGGGUUGUUAAAGGCCUUCGUGACGUCUGGCUUCAAGUAAAGAAUGACCCACCGUCUGUUGUCAGUGUGAAUGAACAUGCAGAGUCCAGAAUGAGGCACAGUCUGAAGAGGAGAGCUGAGCUUUCCUUUGACUGUGUUGUUGACUCAUGAGACUUCAAGGUACCUGGAUAGUAUUGUGUGUUGUGAUAGGAACUGGGCUGCUGAUUGUUUAUAUGUGGUGCAUGUCACUUUUUUGUUAUGUAUUUUAUUUAUAUUUAUAUAAGUGCUGCUCGUAUUUUGAUGUUUUUUCUUGUUUGAGAGGUAAGAUGAACAAAGAUCACUUGCCCUGCUCUGCUCCACUUAAAUUAUGAACUUAUGUACUCACUUUUCUGGAUUAAGUUCCCAACAUAUGUAUGUUUCGUUUGGCUUAUUUUAAAUUUCCAGUAGUGAUCCUAUUACCAUGCCCCUUGAGAGUAAUGGGAAUAUUUAUAAAAUGACUCCGUGAGAGCAUCCUCCCGUGUUUCCAUGCUGUGUUCGAGGAUUAUUCUGUUUAACAGAACAACUCAAAUCUAAAUUAACAGUGGCUCCUCUCUUUAAAAUACAUUCGGCCCCCUGCUCGCAGCUCAGAGGAGGAUUUGGAAACUUCCUUUGAAUGCGGAGCCUGCAGAACCUCAGCUCAUUUCUCUCUUAAAAAAGCCUACGAGGACUGACAGCGUUUCAUGGAGGUCUAAUUUUCCAGAUCCCGGGUUAAUGUUUGGGGCCUCACAUGGAGACUGCCCAACAUGUCUCUCCCCUCCGCUGACACGCUGGAGCUAAUCUUCUCACAUUCCCCCAGCUGAGGGAAUGCUCCCGUUAAAGAAAAAAGGCUAUCUAAAGUCUGACCCCUCGCCCUUGUUAAAAUGGCACGCAUUCUCUACAUGAUUCCUUUUCUUGGGCUGGUUAUUUCUUCUGAGCCGUGGUAGCUGGUUCCACCAUGAGCACAGAAAUGGUCAACUAUAAUUGGCCAGCAUUUGCUCCUCUAUUUGUUGUCCCCAUCACUGUGUUAUAUUCAGACGUGUUUGCUCCAUUGCUCAAGUAUCUCACAUUUCUAAGGACUAACGUGGAAUCUUCUAUUUAUUUCUCCCUGCACGGAGCAGGAUCACUGAACACAGCUGAAUGUAGACCCCUCUUUUCCCUGACUGUUUUAUAUUUAACUGGAAUGUGCCAUAAUUUAGAUUAAAAGUCCAAAUUAAUUGAUUUGUGAAGAAGCUAAUGUAUUAUCCUGCAGUUCUGAGUUGUUGAUGUCCACCUUGACAAGGUUAUCACAGGAGCAUCUGUGUAAAGUCUAACAAAGAUCAUAUGAAAUGUCAAAUGUCGGAUAUUCCCCUGAAACUUUCCAUCAUAUUUCCGUCACAUUGCAUUUGCUGGUCAGUGCAGCGUGUCCUUCAUUGUAACCCCCUUCACUUUGUUCAGAAUGUGUUUACAUGAAUGGCUGUUUGAAGUGGGAGAAGUUAAUAUAUUGUGUUUUUCAUUUAUUUACUGUAUUUUUAUUAUUUUCUGGUGCCAAAGAUGUACUCUAUGUUUAAGUUAUAACCAUUGUAAAAUACAAAAGGUCCUGUAAAGGCACCUUGCUUCAGCUGGUUGAUCGUUUUGUUGUGGCUGUGAACUUUUGUAAUGGAAACAUUUGUAUGUACGCCUUAACAUUUCACUUUAAUAGAUUAAAAUUCUUAAUAUAUGU